AUGCUACUCCAUGAUGAGACACUUAGAUCAUCCUCUAUUGGAGACAUUUCUAGAGAGGUGACAGCUGGACACCAACAUGUUUCACUUGCUGUUCGGAGAGAUGACGAUCACUCUCCACAAUGUUGCAUAACUUUUUCAUAUCCCGAUACAUAG
Molecule: messenger RNA, 153 nt
Organism: Linum tenue
Lineage: Eukaryota; Viridiplantae; Streptophyta; Magnoliopsida; Malpighiales; Linaceae
Source: the annotation of a GenBank genome assembly